AUGGCCUCGACUCUUGCUGAAAGUGCUAGCAAUUUGUGCAAAAAGGAGAUUGUACGUCCAGUCGCAAACUUCUCUCCCAGCCUAUGGGGUGAGCAGUUUAUCAAUUUCGCCUUUGAAAAUGAGUUAGCAGAAAAUUAUGCCAAGGAGAUUGAAGGGUUAAAGAAGGAAGUGAGCAGCAUGCUAACAGCUACUGGAAAAGAUAUGGUGGAGACAAUGAAUUUGAUCGACACACUUGAGCGCUUGGGUGUUUCAUAUCAUUUUGAAAACGAGAUUGAAGAACUAUUGGAACGUUUCUUUAAUCUCAACAUAAAUUAUGCAGAUGAAGCCUACGACUUGUACACUGUUGCACUUCAUUUUCGUUUAUUCAGACAACAUGGCUACCGUAUAUCUAGUGAUAUCUUUAAGAAAUUCAUAGAACAGAAUGGAAAAUUCAAAGACACUAUCAAGAGUGAUGCAAGGGGAUUGCUGAGCUUAUAUGAAGCUGCAUAUUUAAGAGUGCAUGGAGAAGAUAUACUAGAAGAUGCUCUUGCUUUUACAACAGAUAACCUGAAAUCCAUGGCACCAAAUCUAAGCUCUACCCACGGGAAACAAGUAGCUCAUGCCCUUGAGCAAUGCAUCCACUUUGGUAAUCCAAGAAUUGAGGCGCGUAACUUUAUCUCCAUCUACCAAGAAGAUGAGUCCAAGAAUGAAAUGCUGCUGAGGUUUGCCAAAUUAGACUAUAAUUCAUUGCAAAUGUUGCAUAAAAAGGAGCUCUAUGAAGUUUCAAGGUGGUGGAAGGAUUUGGACCUUGUUUCUAAGCUUCCUUACGCUAGAGACAGAGUGGUAGAAUGUUUUUUUUGGGCUAUGGGAGUUUAUCACGAACCUCAAUAUUCAGUUGCUCGAAUCAUGCUCACCAAGACCAUUGCAAUGACGUCAAUAAUAGAUGAUACAUAUGACGCCUAUGGUACAGUCGAAGAACUUGAAAUUUUUACAGAGGCCAUUAUGAGGUGGGAUAUUAACGAAAUUUAUCGGCUUCCAGAGUACAUAAAACCAUUUUAUAGCGCUCUUCUAAAUCUUUACGAGCAAUUUGAUGAAGAACUAUCAAAAGAAGGAAGAUCUUAUGCGGUCCAUUAUGCAAAAGAAGCCUUGAAAGAACUUGUGAGGACAUACCAUGUGGAAGCCAAGUGGUUCAUUGAAGGAUACUUGCCACCGUUUUCUGAGUACAUGAGCAAUGCCUUAAUCACAUGCACUUAUGUUUACCACACAACUACAUCCUUGCUUGGGAUCAAAUCAAUCACAGAGGAAGAAUUUGAGUGGCUCAGCAAUAAACCUAAAAUGCUUGUUGCCAGCCUCAUAAUAUGUCGACUCGUUGAUGACAUUGCUACCUAUGAGGUUGAGAAGGAAAGAGGCCAAAUUGCUACCGGCAUCGAAUCAUACAUGAAGGAGAAUGGUGUUCCUAAAGAAGUGGCCGUCGAUAAAUUUUUUGAAAUGGUCUUGAACUUGAAGGAGGACUGGAGGAUUACGAACGUGUAUAUGCUGAGAAUUGGCGGCAAUUUAUGUGAGUCAUUUGCAAGGCAUCCCCGUAGCAAUCGUGGGAUUCCUUGGCCAGGGUCGAGUGAGUAUGUACUGACAACGGCACUAGUUUCUGGAAUUUUGUAA
Messenger RNA from Fraxinus pennsylvanica, 1638 nucleotides. NCBI's taxonomy places the organism in Eukaryota, Viridiplantae, Streptophyta, Magnoliopsida, Lamiales, Oleaceae. The record is from the annotation of a GenBank genome assembly.